Molecule: messenger RNA, 1657 nt
Organism: Anneissia japonica
Lineage: Eukaryota; Metazoa; Echinodermata; Crinoidea; Comatulida; Comatulidae
Product: F-box/WD repeat-containing protein 2-like
Exons: 7
Coding region: 255-1634 (459 amino acids)
Molecular function (GO): protein binding
Source: RefSeq, a predicted model, not a curated record
GGAAUAAACAUGGGUUUAUACACCAAGGAUAACCCACGAAAAUCUGAAGACCUAUUUUUAGUGACGGUCCUUUUCGUGGUGCACUGCGCUCCAUAUUUAUUUUGAAGAGUGUCAAAGGUCAAAGGUGCAAAAAAUACAAAACAAAAACAGCGAACAUGUGAAGUUGAUAACGCGUUCAUAGAAUUUAGGAAAUCUAAAUUGGCUAAUAAUAUUUAGUUGGCUAGGCCUAGCGCAAUAUAUGAUUUGAAGGAAAAAUGGAAAAUAAACUGUUCAAUAAGUGGCUAGAUACAACUUUGCAUUCAUUUUCUAGAAAACUAUCAGAUGUGCAGAAAUGUCAUGCCUUGGACUCACUUAUCCAAGUCUGUGGACCUAUUCAGUUGCACUACCUUUCCAAAGAACUUCCAAACUUUGUGAAGAGAGACUUUCUGAAAUUGCUACCCCUUGAACUUUCAUAUCAACUCAUCAAGUGGCUGGAUUUUGAUUCUUUGAAUACAUGCUGCCUUGUGAGUAAACACUGGAAUUGUGUCAUAAAUGGCUGUUUAGAUGUCUGGCUGGAUGCAUGUGGAAGGCUUGGCCUAAACAUGAAAUAUGGUGGUUUUGAAAAAAGUGCCAGCUAUUGGAAGAGAAUGUCCCACUACUUUUCAUAUAAGCUGAAGUCUCUGAAAGACGGAACUGCCUUCUCAACGCAAGAGUUACAUGGGCAUAAACAGCGAAUCACUGCACUCUACCAUGCAGAUGGAUAUCUAGCUUCAGGAUCAGAUGAUUUGUCAGUUUGUAUAUGGAAUAUACAUAAUGGAAGGUGUGAGAAGAUCAUCCAGACACACAGCUGUGCAGAUCUCAAAUUUGAGGAAACCACUCUUGUAACUGCUUCUUUCAAUUGUUCUGUUGGAUUAUGGAAUAUGGAGACAGGUCGUAACAUUAGGAUGUAUGUUGGGCACACAAGUGUAGUUUCUAGCAUAGACUUUGAUGUUGCUGCUGAAAUAAUAGUGAGUGGCUCAGCAGACAAAACAGUUAAAAUCUGGUCACUGAAAUCAGACAAAUGUCUUAAUACAUUUUAUGGCCAUCAAGACUGGGUCACAAAGGUGAUGCUAAAGAAUAGCUCUGUGGAUUCAGUUUCCCAUUGUGAAGGAGCUUUAGUGCUAUUGGGAAUGGAUAGAGAUAAUAUUAUCAAGGUGUGGCCAAUAUCAAGUGAAAGUAACAAUUGUCUAGGAACAUUACAUGUGCCUGCUGGCCACAAAGCUGUAACUUACCCCCUUCUACCUCAUCUUCAAUUUGAUGGUUCCAAAGUUGUAUGUGCAUGUCAAAGGGGAAUCCAUAUAUGGAACUUUCAAAACCUACAAUAUGAAAGAUUUAUUUCAUCUGACACAGACAUUCAACUUCUUUUAGGUUAUGGACUAAAAUUUUAUUUUAUUCUGUCGGGUGAUAAUGAUGUCCUUGUACGAUACAAAAACAACCAUAAAAUACUGACACGAUGGAAACAUCCUUACACAUAUAUUCUAGGCCGAUCUUCAAGCUACACAGCAGCCAGAUGCAAAGAUUGGCUGGAUGGCUGGAAUCUUUUUCCAGAGAGUGGUCUUGUGUUUGCCUCCGGUGGACAUAGUAUUAUAUACCUAGUUAAAUGGAUAUUGUCAUAAUAGUUUUUUUUAUGUAAGCAGCA